Molecule: messenger RNA, 1368 nt
Organism: Rhopalosiphum maidis (corn leaf aphid)
Lineage: Eukaryota; Metazoa; Arthropoda; Insecta; Hemiptera; Aphididae
Product: UPF0454 protein C12orf49 homolog
Exons: 4
Coding region: 306-887 (193 amino acids)
Biological process (GO): positive regulation of SREBP signaling pathway
Source: RefSeq, a predicted model, not a curated record
UAAAAUAACUAAAUUAUUUUUAUUAUUAUAAAUCCUAUUUAAAUACUUGUAUUAAUGUAUUGCAUAAUAUGUUAUAAUGAGAGUUUUUCGAGGUCAACAUUUCAAACUUAAAUUUAACGUGUUGGUCGUCUACACUAAGUAUACAAUUAAAAAAAAUUAAAUUCCAACUGUAAUAGAUAUCUACUAUGUUAGUUUCGACCUGCGUCUCAGCAAUGAUUACAAAUUCAUUUUAGUGGAUCUCAAUUGUUAAGUUUAUUUUUAUUUAAUAUUUAGCCACUGAAAAUGCCAGGUGCCAAUUGCCUGUCAUGUGGAGAGCUUUUUUAUUCAGUUUCAUCAGACGAAAAAUCGUGUUAUCAGUGAUUUUUGGUUGCUCAUUAACAUAUUGUAUUGUCAGUUUCUUAUUGAUUUCACCCAGACGUACAGACACAUGGCGUGUUCCAAGAAAAUUGGAUCACAGUGCAUUUGUUUGGAUGUCAGCCGAAGUCGAUUUGAACAAUUCAAUAGACCUAAGUUGUCGAAAUACUGUACAAGGCAGAGAAUAUAUAGCAGAUGACAGAGGUUACAUAUGUCAAAGAGAUGAUCUCCUAGCGAACAACUGCUGCGGAACUACCGAAAAACGUUAUGUAUGUGAUACGUGCAAUGCAGAUGGCUGUUGUGUGUUGUACGAACACUGCGUGUCAUGUUGCCUCAAUCCCAAUAAGAGAAAACUAUUGCAAACCGUUCUGGGUAAGGCUUCAGAGACGUUCCGUGUGCUGUUUUCGGCGAUCAAUAAUCAUUUUGAACUGUGCUUGGCCAAGUGUCGAACGAGUUCACAGAGCGUUCAACACGAAAAUGCCUACUUAAAAUCGAACAAACACUGUUACACGACGGCCGACAAAAUACCUUGACUGCAGUUGGGCGACACGCGGAUUUUUUAUUGACUGCAUUCCUAUAUGCAUAUUGUGUAGUAAUCGUACUGGGUAAAGUGCAAUAAUUUCAAACUGUUCUUGAUCCAAAGUAAUCGUGUGAGGCUUGACAUUUCCGUGUGUCGUGCUCAUAUUUUUUAUCGUUAGUAAAAUUAUCAAGACUAUAAUAUUGUUGUAGAGUGGCUUAUGGCGUUGAAAACAAAUCUGUGUUAUGAUGUACAACUAAGAAUUAAAUUUAUUAUACUUAUUAUUAUUUUUUUUUUUAAUUUCAGGAGUUAUAUUUAUGAUACUAUUUUAUAGUAAUACAUCAUUUAAUUGUUGGUGUAAUUUGUUUCUUUAGCUGUGUAAAUAUCUAAUACAUAUUAGUUUUGGUACAAUUUUUAAUUUUUAUAAUUAUAUUAUAUUACAAUUUAUUAAAGUAAAUUCAAAGAUAAAUUGUUAGAAAACUAAAUUUUAAUAAUAA